Messenger RNA from Triticum dicoccoides, 1577 nucleotides. RefSeq lists its product as uncharacterized. Gene Ontology annotation, biological process: positive regulation of SREBP signaling pathway. The record is from RefSeq and is a predicted model, not a curated record. The coding region runs from base 86 to 880 and encodes 264 amino acids. Lineage: Eukaryota; Viridiplantae; Streptophyta; Magnoliopsida; Poales; Poaceae. The transcript has 10 exons.
UCGCUACUCCGUUUCAGUGAGAAAAAAACAGCUGCCACGCGCGCAUCCGUACACCCGCUGCCCCGGCGUCCCCCUCGCCGGCCCGAUGGCCAACCCGCGCCUCCUCCUCCCCAGGAUCCUCUGCGCCGCCGCCGCCGCCUUCUACGCCUGCCUCCCGGCGCCCGUCUCCGCCAUCCGGAAGGACAUUGGUCUUGCUGCACCCAUUAUAUGCAGGCGAACUGUUCAAGGCCGGCAUUUGAUAUCAGAUGAUAAUGGUUAUGUAUGUUCUGCCCUUUCGAUCGAUCCAUGGUCUCGCUGCUGCCCACGAACAGGAGCACGCUUCUCCUGUCAGGGCUGCAACCUUGAUUUGCAGUGCUGCAAUUCUUACGAGUAUUGUGUUUCUUGCUGCUUGAAUCCUUCUAGGACCAAGGAAGCAGAUGUGCUGAAGUUGAAGGUAGCUAAGCCAGUUACUGCUGGAACUUACGCCAAUAUCUUCGAUUUCUGCAUGGGAAGAUGCCGCCAUAGUUCUGCAAGCGUGGUCCAUGAAAAUGCAUAUUUGAGCGAUUUCCAUCAUUGCUUUCUGGUGCAGCAAAAUUCAUCAGCAGGAUCAACUGAAUCUAAUUUUGGAUCAAGGCUGGAUGGCAUUAACGUCAUUUUGGGAAGGCAGGGGGAAUCGUGUAGUUCUGCAUGCAAAGCAAAAGGACAAUCAUGUGUUCCAAGCAGGCUUUCUGAGUUGAACAAAUGUCAGAUGGCUUUAAAGCAUGCCGUCGUUCUAAUCAGCUGUUUUGCUCCAUCCCAUAUCCAGUUACUCAAUCUGAAUAUGGAAGCAAUCUCUUUGCUGGAGAAGUUUCAGAUAUCUACACGUUUCCAAGUUCUGAAUUACCAACUACUGCCUACUUGAUUAAAUGAAACAAUUCCAGCAGAAGUUUGUAAAUGACAAAGCAAAACACUUAAUUGGAGAAGAGACAGGACCGUGGUGCAAUCUAUAUAGUGGAGUGAUGGAAGUUAAGGAAAACACCAUAUAUCUUAAUAUCUUAUACAGUGGAGUGAUGGAAGCUAAGAAAAGCAUCAUAUAUCUUGAUAAAAGUUUGCAGCCUAUUUUGUGCACAAUCUAAAAUUUUACGUUGUAGUUGUCCAUAUGAGGUGGAUUUCAUAUCAUGUGUGAUUGCCAAAAGUAAAGUGGUGAAUCACGUUUCAAUAUAAAACAUAUUCUUAGAGUGCCUAUAAUUACUGAUAGCAGUAUUGUUAACAUGUAGAUUCUUCAGAUAAUAAUGAUUCUGGGCCAAAUAUGAGGCUUUGCUAUUACCAGUGUGAUUUUGGUCUUUUUGUCACUAACAUAAUUUAUGAAACAGUGUUAUUUGGUCUUAUUUAUCAUUAUUCAUCUAGGAUGUCCAAGUAGUAGUAACCAGUAAGUUACAUACACCUGUGGUUCUUGCUACAAAACCAUAUCUGUUGCACUUCUAUUUUAAACAAAUUCUUUCAUGUUGCAAAUCAGCACGAGGAAAAUUUAGUCAGCAAGUCUGAUUUGAAAUGGAGUUGUGUUGACCUUUUUAUCUGACUAUUUAUCAAUUCAAGAAACACAAAUCAGCAUUUUCUUG